Aegilops tauschii subsp. strangulata is the source of this 1728-nucleotide messenger RNA. RefSeq names its product N6-mAMP deaminase. Gene Ontology annotation, biological process: inosine biosynthetic process; adenosine catabolic process. The record is from RefSeq and is a predicted model, not a curated record. Gene Ontology annotation, molecular function: adenosine deaminase activity. Lineage: Eukaryota; Viridiplantae; Streptophyta; Magnoliopsida; Poales; Poaceae.
AAGAGCCUAAGAGGAUAAAGCUAGCUUAGGAGCAGCAGCGAGCUCUGCAGCCGGCGCGCUCGAGCUCGCAGGCGUGCGGGCUAAGGCCAUCAGGCCACGAGGAGCAGCUCCACCGCGCCUCCCCUUCCUCCCCCUCUCUCUUUUUCCUCAAUGACUUCACUGCUUGCUCUUGCACCUUGCUGCCGUGCAGCCUGGCGACCCUCGACAGUGAGCUCCUCCGCCGCCGGCGGCUGCGGACUUUUGCCUCCGUGCUCUGGCCCCACAAAGACUGGAGCGAGACAAAAUCAAUCAUACAAGGCGAGGCGAGCGCCGGGGAGACGCCGGAGCAAGACGAAGCCGGCGGCCAUGGAGACUCAGACUUCGGAGGCGGAGAAGGAGAUGAGGGAGUGGUGCGUCGCGCUCCCCAAGGUGGAGCUCCACGCCCACCUCAACGGCUCCAUCCGCAACUCCACCCUCCUAGAACUAGCAAAAGAACUAGGUGACAAAGGAGUCAUUGUCUUUGAAGAUGUUAAGGGUGUGAUUAUGAAGAAUGACAGAUCUCUCCCAGAGUGUGUUAGGCUCUUUGAUUUGUUUCAUACACUUACGACUGACCAUGAUACAGUAACAAGAAUCGCCAAGGAGGUUGUGGGAGAUUUUGCUGCUGAGAAUGUUGUGUAUUUAGAAAUAAGGACAACACCUAAGAAUAAUGAAGCCAAGGGGAUAACCAAGCGAUCCUACAUGAAUGCUGUUGUAAAAGGUCUCAAGUCUGUUGAAGACGUUGAUGUUGUUAUAAAUGAUGAAAAAUUAAGUUGUACGCCAAUGAGUGUUUUGGGUGGCGACACAAAGAGAAAGAAGAUAUAUGUUAGGCUCCUUCUGAGUAUUGACCGUCAUGAGACAACUUCUGCUGCAUUGGAUACUGUUAAUUUAGCCAUGGAAAUGAAGGACCAGGGUGUAAUUGGCAUUGAUCUCUCUGGCAAUCCAGUUGUAGGGGAAUGGGAGACAUAUCUGCCUGCUCUAGAACAUGCUAAAGAGCUGGGAAUCCCUACCACAAUUCACUGUGGCGAGGUACCAAACAGGAAGGAGAUCCAAGCAAUGCUGGACUUCUGCCCUCAAAGGCUGGGUCAUGUCUGCUGCCUCGACGACGAAGAGUGGAAGAAGCUCAAGUCAUCAGUGAUCCCGGUGGAGAUAUGUUUAACCUCCAAUGUCAUGACCGGAGGCACCCCUUCUCUUGAGCUUCAUCACUUUGCUGACCUCUACAACACGAAACACCCCCUGUCGAUAUGCACCGACGAUUCUGGCCUCUUUUCAACAAGCCUCUCAAAUGAGUAUUACCUCGCCGCGUCUACCUUUGGUCUUAGCAAGACCGAGCUAUUUCGUCUAGCCCAGGGAGCUGUGGAGUUUGUGUUCGCUGACGACGAGGUGAAGAAGUCACUGAGGGCGGUGUUUGAGCGUGCGGCGGCGGAGAGGCUCACGAGUUAGGCCCCAUCGGCACCCUUGCUCUCCAGUGUAUUGGCAUGUGACUAUGUGUUUCCCGAGUAGAUCAGGAGGAGGAGAUGGAUAGAAUAGAAAUCUCAUGUACCAUGUUAAGAAAAAACUCAUGUACGGUGUGUGCCUCCUGCCGGAUCAAAUGAUGCACCGUGAUUUUUUUUUUUAAGAACUGGAAGGAGCGCUGCCUUUUCAUUUAGUAGAGGGAAAUAUGUACAGUGACGCACCGUGAUUCAGUUAUUUGGACGAGAGGGCGGUUCAGUA